Penicillium canescens is the source of this 415-nucleotide messenger RNA. RefSeq lists its product as uncharacterized. Bases 68 to 298 code for a protein of 76 amino acids. The transcript has 2 exons. The record is from RefSeq and is a predicted model, not a curated record. NCBI's taxonomy places the organism in Eukaryota, Fungi, Ascomycota, Eurotiomycetes, Eurotiales, Aspergillaceae.
CGGAAUUCAAACCAGUCCACUCUACCAUCAGGGCGUUCUUUUGCCAUCCCGCAAGCCUCCAUACACCAUGAGCAACGCAACGUCUAUCAAACCUACGAGCUCCGAGCUCUUGGACACUGUUCCCAACACUUCACCUCAAUCCUCCCACCAAUCGUCUCUUUUUUCUCGCUUUAAGAAGCACAUCCACGACUUGAAGAAGGAAUGGGGCCCUUGCAUGGCUGCCAAGGAACACUGGCAAGACGAGUACACCUUCGCACCUGGCAGAUAUGCUGGUCAGGGACACAAACGAGAAAUUUGAAAGCUCGAACGGCAAACAUACCGCCACCUGGAUUGAUUCGGGCGCUAUACGGUACAAUGAGAUGGAAUCGGUUAACUUAUAAUUAAUGACUGCAAAGACCUUAAUGAAUAAUGUAAU